Molecule: messenger RNA, 7161 nt
Organism: Carassius auratus (goldfish)
Lineage: Eukaryota; Metazoa; Chordata; Actinopteri; Cypriniformes; Cyprinidae
Gene: bcl11ba
Product: BCL11 transcription factor B a
Exons: 3
Coding region: 1973-4417 (814 amino acids)
Biological process (GO): positive regulation of transcription by RNA polymerase II
Cellular component (GO): nucleus
Molecular function (GO): RNA polymerase II cis-regulatory region sequence-specific DNA binding; DNA-binding transcription factor activity
Source: RefSeq, a predicted model, not a curated record
GUAUACAGUUGUGUGUGUGAGUGUGUUACAGUUUCCAAAACUCAGUAAGAAAUUAUUCCAAAAAUCUGAGCCACAUGACUAGAUUUCAUUUUACUGCUGUACGCGGAGUGUAAAACAGAUGCAAAGGAACAUCACUUGCAUUUCACCCAGUAAACUCAAAUCAUGCAAGUAUUUGCACAACACACCUCCCUUAUUUUCAUUUCCUCCAGUAUUCAGUCUUGCAUUUCCACUCAUGCAACAGUUUGUGUAGCAUUCAUUCCUUUGUUCAAACAGAUUUGAUCAAAUUAUUAAACGUCUGCUAUAUGUGGAUUGAAAUGCUAAAAAUAUACAUUAGAUUGCCUAUCAAUAAGGAUUAAGAAAUGUACUUCACAAUAACACUUCACAAUAUUUUUUUCUUCCUUCCGAUGUUCUUUUCCUCUCCAAAUGUGGGUUUAAUUUAAUAAUGUCAUUUCUGUAGGACAUAAAACACAUAAAGAAGAAAUGUGUCUAUCAACGCCUGUCUUGUCUCGUGUAAUUUAUUGCUUAUGAGGUAAACAGCACACUUAUGUCUCACUGAAGUGUAUUCUUUGUGCAUCCGUCCGUGCUUUAAUCUUUUCCAUCAAAUGAUUUGAAAUGUUCUGAUUUGAAUAUUGAAUGUCAAUGCGUGACUAUCACUAUCACUGUUUUUAUUCUUUUAUUUUGUUUGCAUACAUAAAAUAUUUAAUUUUAAUGCGCAUUCACAUAUGCACGGAAAAAGGUUUUUUUAUAUUUUAUUUUAUUUUUUAUAAGAGCUAUAUUCGCAUCCUCUCCCCCUUUAAAUUCAUUGCAAACGUUGUAGUGCAUGCAAUAUUGCAUUGUUUUAUUUGCGUUAAAGCGGAUACAGACAAGCAGUGCGCCGGUCUAUCAGGUGCUGUGUGUUUGUGCGCGUGUAUGUGUGAGUGAGUGAGUGUGUGUGUGUGUGUGCGUGUGUGUGUGUGAGACAGCGGCUCGCGAUGUCCACGCUUUCCACCACUGUUCUGGUGAUCCGAUAGUUGUGAAAAGCCACCACUAGUCGCCCCCAGUGCUCUUGCAGUCUCCAAUUUUCUUUCCCACUGUAGACUUAACGUCACGUCCGCACUUGAACUUGAAUUUUAUCCCAUUGUACGGAGGCAGCCCUCGCCACAGAGACACUGAGAGCUCCCGGAGAAGCAGGACUCCGCCAUCUUCACAGAGGCAGAAAAGGGAGAAAGAAAAAAAAGCUUCAUUCAUUUGGAAAGGAGGUGGCAAGUCCAUGUCCCUGGUCUCCAGUGCGCAAAGCCGAAUAGUGGAGCAAGUGCAAAGAGUUGGAGAGAGUGCAAAGUAACCGGGCAUCGCAUUCACUUAGAGCCCAGGAGAGAAGAAGAACUGUCCAGUGCUUGGCACACUCAAGUGCCAACUCACGGAGAAUCUGGAUUCGUUUCAUCCGAUCUAAUAAGUAAUGACCAUUUUUCUUUUUUAGAGUUAUUUUGACUCAGUGAGAGAGAGAGAGAGAGAGAGAGAGAGAGAGAGAGAUAGAUAGAAAAAACGAAUUGCUUUUGACAAAUCCACAAGGCGCAGACCGGACGAAGAGAGAGCCGCGAGAGGGUCCAACCUACCCAAACGCACCGGGCAUCUCGUUCUGAGACAUUUCCCUUGGUUUCUUCACAACUGUCACUCGUGAAGGAUAUUUUCGCCCUCAGACAGAUCGCGCUCUGCACACAGCUGAAGUGCAUGUGUGUGUCGCUGAGAUACUGAGCGUCUGCGCGUCUCUGGUCAUCUGGAGAGCCGGAGCGCAAAGACACUUUCGCUUCUCUCACAUUCACGGGACCCCUAUCUGUAUUCACGGCCCGGAGCUGUGGCAGUUCUUUGGAAGUCCCAGGAAAAGUUAGUUACCGAGGUGGGUAAAAUCCCACGCCACGGACACGGAGGACAGAAGGCGCGAGCCGACUAUUCCUUGUGCGGGUCUCUGGGCGAUGCCAGUGUAAAUGCCAGGGCAAUGUCCCGUCGCAAGCAGGGAAACCCUCAGCAUUUGUCGCAAAGAGAAAUUAUAACACCGGAAGCUGAGCAUGUGGAUGCGGGACUGGCCGUGGCUGAUCUCCACUCUCACCCUCACCCGCUGCUGGAUCCCAGCAUGCCAGGGCAUCUGCCUCCGGGCCUGGGCGACCAUGACCUCCUCACCUGUGGCCAAUGCCAACUAACCUUUCCCCUGGGGGACAUUCUGCUCUUCAUUGAGCACAAGAAAAAGCAAUGCCAGGGUCUGACAACCGGCCACGGCUGCUACGACAAGAUGGCGGAUCGCAAUAGCCCCUCGCCGCCCCGCGCAGAGCUGAGAAAAGUGGUGGAACCGGUCGAAAUUGGAAUCCAGGUGACACCUGAAGAAGAGGACGAGAGACUGUGGACGCCUCCAAAAGGAAUUUGCCCCAAGCAAGAAAGUGGCCUGGCAGGUAGAGAUGAACCUUCAAGUUACAUAUGCACGACGUGCAAACAGCCCUUUACCAACGCCUGGUUCCUUCUGCAACACGCUCAGAACACACAUGGGAUCCGCAUCUACUUGGAGACCAACCACUCGAAUACCUCCCUGACCCCACGGAUCACUAUUCCUCCCCCCAUUGGUGCUGAAUCCAUACCACAGUCUCCAUUAACCAACUUUUUAGGGGAAAACAACCCCUUCCACCUCCUACGGAUGUCUGGGCCCCUACUUAGAGAGCCCCCACCUGGCUUUGUGGAAAACCGCCUCCCUAAUACGCCUCCUUUUGUCAGCCCCCCUCCUCGCCAUCACUUAGAUCCCCAUCGCCUAGAACGCCUUAGCGCAGAGGAAAUGGGUUUAAUCUCCCAGCAUCCCAGUGCCUUUGAGAGAGUGAUGCGCAUGACACCCAUGGCCAUGGAGUCCCAGUCCAUGGAUUUCUCCCGCCGACUCAGAGAGCUCGCUGGAAACAACAACUCCACUCCACCGCUUUCACCAAGCCGUGCCAACCCUAUGCAUCGCCUCCUCAAUCCCAACCCCUUCCAGCCCAGCCCGAAGUCGCCCUUUCUGAGCACCCCUCCACUACCUCCCAUGCCCCCUAACAGCACCACCCCACCGCAGACACAGGGCAAGUCGAAGUCCUGUGAAUUCUGUGGUAAGACCUUCAAGUUUCAGAGUAAUCUGGUUGUUCAUCGGCGAAGCCACACAGGCGAAAAACCCUACAAGUGCCAACUGUGUGAUCAUGCCUGUUCUCAGGCUAGCAAACUGAAACGACACAUGAAGACCCACAUGCACAAGUCUGGCUCCAUGACAGGGCGUUCUGAUGAUGGCCUUUCCACCACCAGUUCACCCGAGCCAGGAACUAGUGACGUCACUGGGGAGGGUAUGAAGAACAGAGAAAGUGAUUUUAGAGGUGAGGGCAUGGGCCCUGAAAAUGAAGAAGAGGAGGAAGAGGAAGAAGAGGAGGAACUAGAAAAUGAAAGUAGGCCUGAGUCAAACUUCAGCAUGGACUCGGAGUUCUGUCGGAAUAGGGAAAAUGGCUCAAAGCCACCUUCAGAUGAGAAGAACCUCUCCUUGGGGAAGAUGGUGGAAAAUGUAGGGCUCAGCUCCAUCCAGCAGUACAAUAACUUAAUAGUUGACAAUCGGAAAAGGCUUCCGUUCUCCAAAAGGAUGUCAGAAGGGCAGAGGGAUGUAGGUAACCACGAUUCAGUAACAGGGGAAAUAGACCAAGUGGAGCGGGCAACUGUGAACGGAAGGAACUGUGGCUCGGGUGACUCUUUCUCAGGACUGUUUCCCCGUAAGCCCACUCCCAUCACCAGCCCCAGCCUCUCCAACUCUUCUAACAAGAGGAUCAAAAUCGAAAAGGAUUUAGACAUACCCCCAGCCCCCCUAAUCCCAUCUGAAAACGUCUACUCCCAGUGGCUAGUGGGCUAUGCAGCAUCCCGCCACUUCAUCAAAGAUCCCUUUCUUGGCUUCACCGAUUCCAGACAAUCUCCAUUCGCCACCUCCUCAGAGCACUCUUCCGAGAACGGCAGCCUGAGAUUCUCCACGCCACCAGGGGACCUGCUGGACGGGGGCCUCUCCGGUCGCAGUGGUACCGCUAGCGGAGGCAGCACCCCACACUUGGGUGGGGGGCCAGGACCAGGCCGGCCCAGCUCAAAAGAAAGCCGGAGGAGUGACACCUGUGAGUACUGUGGGAAGGUGUUCAAGAACUGUAGCAAUCUGACAGUGCACAGACGCAGCCACACAGGCGAGAGGCCCUACAAGUGUGAGCUUUGCAACUACGCCUGCGCCCAGAGCAGCAAGCUCACCCGCCACAUGAAGACACACGGCCAGCUCGGUAAGGAAGUGUACCGCUGUGACAUUUGCCAAAUGCCCUUCAGCGUCUACAGCACGCUCGAGAAACACAUGAAAAAGUGGCAUGGGGAACAUUUGAUGACGAAUGAGGUCAAAAUUGAACAAGCAGAGAGAAGCUAAGCCAGAUUUCCUAUUUUGCCUCACAAUUCCUUGAUUAUAAAAGGGGUAGCUGGAUACUCUGUUUUUUUUCCGUUUGUUUGUUGUUGUUGUUUUUUUGUUUCUUUUUUCCUUAUUUUUUCAAGUUAAUGGUUUGAGUUAGUUUUGUCCUAAGAAACUGCCAUCUGAGAAUGAUAAAGACAUUAAAGAAAAAAAAGGGGGAAAUUAAUUUGGAGCCGCCAUAAACCGCCUAUAUAUGAGUUGAUACAUUAGACAAUAUUUUAAAUGGAGCCUUUAACUGUGCAAUAAUUUCUGUAUUUAUUGGAUUUUUUUAUGUUUUGGCAUGUGCAGGUUCAUUUUUUUUUUUUUAUUAUCUUAUGAUUUAUUUCAAAUGCUGAGAUUUUGUUUAAACCAGAAGACAUCCUGAGAUUUUUGUUUGUUUGUUUUUAGCAAAACAGAGUAUCGUUUGCGAGAUCCAUAGGCCGCUGCUUACAAUGUAGAUUAUUUAAGAUACACAUGUAAUUUCUUGAAGAGAAGCCGCAUUCUAUCUUCAUAUUUUGAAAGCUGAAUUGAGAAAGCUUAGUCUUUCUUUUUGUUUUCCUUUUUUGUUUUUUAUCCAUACUUACGAAAUGAGCGGACAACAAUCCUUAGACCUUGUAGCACGAACUGAUUUUAAGCAUGUCAAUCUAAUUGGGAACGUAGCACUGAAUAUCAGUUCUAACAGUAAAUCUAAAGAGAACUGUGGGGCUGAAGACAUCCGUCUACUCGAAAUCAAGGAGAGGAGACUAUAAAGACAGACAAAAGUGAAGGCAGCUGCUUAUCGGUACCUAGUACCAACCCAGACAACGCUAGUCAUAGUAUGGAUUGUGUUGUAGGUCUCAAUAGUCAGUUUUAAUCGCCAGCACCCUUUCCAUAGACACUGCACUUAAACAAACCCAUUUGAUUUUGCUGAACAGCACAAUAGUAGUAGAAUGAAGAUGGCUUUAAAACAACUCAGGGUGAGCUGCAUAGCUACUUCUGCCAAGUCUGCUAUCUGAUCUCAGCCGUCUUCUCUGAUAAAGCAGUCCGGUCCUCUGGUUCAGCUCAUUCACAACCCUCGCCUUGUCUCCACACUUCAUAUUAUACUGCCAACAACCCUUAAAUGUCAUGAAUCAACUCCAUCUUUCCCGUAAAAGUGGCUUGUCAUACUACAUCGUUUUUAAGUUAAAGGAACAGACGUCUAGGCCAGAGGAUGAAGCAGUUUUCGUACACUAGCAGAGUGAUUUAAACACACACACACACACACACACAGGAAGAGAAAGAGAGAGAAGGAUCUUUACAGUCCAAUUCGGGUUAGUAAACCUAAAAGCACAUUAGUCAAAGCAAGGCAGCAUCACUGUUCUGUUUCCGUUGACUGACAUUUAAAUCUAAACAUUGUUAUUUUGUGUUUAGUUCUGUUGUUUCAUUUUUGGGUAUUAGGUUCUGAGGUUCUAGACGGAAUCACCACUUUAACCAGAUUAGAUUAGAAUGAAUUCAACAAUUAUACUUUCAGCAAUGUUGUCAUUCUAUUACAAUGUCUCUUAAGUCACUUGAAACAGCCCUAUGCAUUUUUGUACAUAUAUAUAUUUAUCAAUCAUUUUGAGAAACAAAUUUAUACUGCAAAGUUAAUCUGAUUAUAGUUAUAAAACGUGUAUGAUAUUGAUUUAUCUGGUUAAUCUGGUCAUGUCCCUUGUGUCAGAGCCAUCAGCAGGUAUGCAGAUUAGUCAAUUGCACAGUAAAGAGUGUAUGUCAUGACCUGUUGAGCGUGUGCUAAAACAGUAAGACAAUUUUUUUCUUUCUUUCUUCUCAUUCAGGACUUCCUGUGAUGUGUAGUUGAACACAUUCUCAGAAGUAGCAACACGCUUACAGAAUGCAGAGCUGAAUUUUCCCUUUUCUUUUCUCUUCUAUCCAACUGAUUUAUUGGCAGUUAAACAGCCUUCUUUCGACAAGAUGCCCUAACCAGCGCAAACGAUUGAAGCGAGGGAAUAUCGUGGUUUUAAAAAGAGCAAAGCGAACUAAUGAAAUAGAAAGAGAGAGAGAAAUAAAAGUAAACAUACAUGUACGCAGCUCUUCGCAGUUGACCCGCACUUUAUUAUUUUGAUUUACAUAUUUGAAAACAAUAGCGAAAACGGCUUCUGAGCAAGAAAUUAUGUUAAAAUACAAAUUUAUUGGGCCUUUAUAGAGGGAGCAUCUGAGAUUGAAGUGCCAGUGUUGAUAGGCUUGGCUUUCACAAUGCUGGCACUAUAAAAAUGAAAUUAAUUUAUUUGGACAGUUUUUGUACUGCCAUUCAAUUUGACAAGAGUGUGCCUUGAAUACUGAUCUUCCUAUUUAUUGUCUUAUAAGACAAAUGCAACACUUUUGUGAAGCAAAGAAUUGAAAAAAAAAAAAAAGAAUUAUAAUAUUAUUUUAAGUCCAUGUGGUUUUAAUCUGCUUCUAGAAGAAUAAUGAUAAAAACAGAUACAUAGGUCACUUAAAGAACUAAGUUGAACUAAAAUGAAAAGUAGCCAGCACAAUACUAAUGUGUGUCUAUGUGUGUAUAUAUAUGUAUGCAUAUGUACAUAUAACUGCACAAAAACACACACAAAAGACAAAUAUAUAUAAAUAUGUAUAUGUAAAAUUUUUCACUUCAUGACAAGACUGCGUCCCUUGAACAUAAUGGAUGAUUUUUUGCUACAAAUAGUCAAGGAAGAGACUGGACAAAAAUCAGGAACUACAGAAAUGUAAAAAAAAGAAAAAAAGUAAAAAAAAAA